AUGGAAGUAACUACAGAGAAAGGUAUGGCUGAUAGAGUCAGGAAUUAAACAGCAGGUUGUUCAAAAGUUUGAUAAUGCUGGAUUUAUCUAGUGGAUACUGUUUCCCUAAUACCUGUCUACUGGAUUGUGACUUAUCCAGGUGUUAGUGUCUACAAAACAGGUGAAGACUUGUGUGGAAGAGAGCAAAUUCAGCAAUUAAAAAAAUUCAAAUACAUGUACUGUGAGACAAGGGAAUCUGCUUGUUUACUGUCUCCAGUCUAGUUGUUUCCCCCUUGACUUACUGGAAAGGGUUUACUCUCCAUCUAAAUUAUCAAACGAAACGUCCUUUUGUGCACUAUGAUUGGCUAGCCUUGAUGUUGAAUAAAACUUGCCAUUGAUAAAUGAGCAACCAUUUUAAUUGUGUGAAGGAGUUUUUUUUCAUCCCCCUCCCCUAGGAAAAUUAAUUUAAUGUGGCUAAAUAUAAUUUAGGCAAAGUUAACCUCGAAGUAAUGCUGGUCAGCAGUUUCCCCAGCUAUACUAGGGGUGGCCUGAUGCCUCUAGCGGGGGCACCUCGUUACUUAUAUACGCAGUUGCUUGCGUGCAGUUCUUCGCAAAGUGUUGUUGCAAUAGCUUGCUGUUUGCGUGCCGUUUUGUGCUUUGGUUUUUUCCCAUCCCUCCCUCCCUCUUGAGGUAUGGGCCAGGUAAGUAUUGGUCGGUAAGUAUUCCACUGAAUUGUUCAGUAUGACAGUGCCUGGUGGGGCCCCUCGCAGGGUUUCCAUGGAUACCUCCUCCUCAUGCUAGAGCAUAGCCCGGCUCCACCAACUUUGUAGGCACCAACGCCCAAGCUCAUCUAUUGGUGAUGAGUUUGACAAUAAUUAAAGCUGGGAUAAAGGCUUUUGACGUUUGCUUUUAGAUGUCAAUACAAGCAGAGGAGAAAAUGUUGUUGAACGUACAGAACUGCUGGGCUACCUUUUCAAACUGUUGGUACCUCAACCAGUGAGUUGUAACUACCAUAAACAUAUUUUUGUUUGUUGCUUGGUUCAGUAACUAAGCCUCCGCCUAGUGAUGAUCACCUUUGGUUGUAUUUUUGGGUUAGUAACGUCUACGAAGCAGCGCUGAUAUCCUCCUUCUGGGCCCCCAAUAAACAGUCUCAUUCAAUUACUGGAAAUGCAUUUUGAGUUUCCCUUCAAACUGAUUGGCAAAUCGACAAUGAAAUUUUUAACAGUCCAAUGAUGGCACGUACUCAAAUCCUGGUACACAGGUGGGGACCCAGAACAAGAAUUUCAGCCCUGUUUCACAGAAGGACUCAACCAGAAGUUUAGUUCCAUCUGUGGCACAGGCUAUUUAUGUGUUUGAGCAAUGGGUAUGAAGUAAUUUUCCAAUAUACGCUCUAAUCUUACCUAGUCAUGGUCUUCUGUUGUGCCUGAAAACAAUUUCAUUCAGCUCUACCUUCAAAUAACCUGGACAGGUAGUUAUUCUGUUGUUUCAAUAUUAUAGAAUAUUUGCUGCUCACCAUUUCAUUAAACAUUACAUGAUUAUAUGAAGAAAGUUAAAUUUCAAUGCAGCAUGAUAAAGAAGGCCAGGCUGAAGAUAAUUUAAAUUUGUUCGCAUAAGAACACAGCUCAUUGUAAAUUAAUGUGACAAAUUAAUAUAACAAUAUUAUUCUUUGAGCUUAUUGGACAUGGCAGUUACAUGAUUUUCAUAAUGAAGCACAGUAUGUACCCUUCCCCUCCUUCAAUAAAAAUUCUGAUUCUCGGGUCAUGAAUUCUUGGGUAAUCUUCUCAGAAAGAGAUGUUUUUGUAAGAGUGACUUCUUGUUUUGAUUUUUUCUAGAAAGAAUCUAUGGUUGUUACUUAUGCUACACUGCAAGUUUUAAUAUCUCUGUCAAGAAAUUGUGAAGUAAAGUAUUGUACAAGGUUUGUUUGUUAGUAAUUAUUACUGCAUGUUACGGGAUAAUUUACUUUUGUGAUUCUAGUAAAAUUUUUGGUCUACUAGACUCAUGAUUGCAGUAAUGGCCAGGGUAUGGACAGGUAUUUUUAGGAUCUGGGAUUUGACCAGCAUUAUAUUUAUAUUUAUUAUUAUUAUUAUUAUUAUUAUUAUUAUUGUUGUUGUUACAUGGCAUAGCGUAUAUAGGAAAUUUUUCUAUCCUCAUGUUAUCUUUUAAUUUUCCUCCAAUUAGAAUGUUGCCGUUACUGUCUGAGAGUCUGCUUUCUCAGUGUCUGUCCAGGGACUGGUGCUUAACAUCACUGUCAUUGGUCACAUCAGUCCUUACCCCUCUAAUACGACACCAAGGCAUAGUGAAAAGGCUGUGUUCUCAAUCAGGUAAAUGCUUUAUAAUAUUAUAAUAAUCUUGAUUUAAAUUAUCGGCACUGCCGGCAAUUUGACUGUAUGUGAAAAGUAAAUUCAGGGUUGUCACUAAGAUUUCUAGUUGCCAGCAAAAUAAAUACAAAAAGUAGGCAGGGAAUCAAACAGCUAGGGAUUUCUUUUCUUUCUAUUUUUCUUCCGUUUUCCUUUGAAAGUAGCCGGGGAAAAUCCCUAGCCCUCACCUCUUAGUGACAGUCCUGAAAUUAUUAUAAAUCAUUCAAAUGUCAUGAUUGAUUCAUCAGUAAGGGGUUUGUUAGGGGCGGAAUGGAACAAUGGAACAAACAGUGGUGUAGACAGGUGUUAUUUUUUCUGCACCUUCCCCCAUUGCGUGUGUCUGGUGUUCCUCACUUGCUUUGUGCUUGCUUUUGCUCACCCAAAAAAAGGAAACAAUAACAUCUGUUACGCAGGCUAGCACUUUGCCAAAAGUGUUCAAAAGCUUGCUCAUCACUAGCUAUGCUAGCACAAGCACAAGCAUAUCAGAAGAGUAAGCAUGAUGCAAGCAUACAAUUUAAACAUAAAUAUGAGCAUUACAAGAAGGUUAUGUACUUGUUGGCAUGGUUGUCACAUAAGCAUAAGCAUAAGCAUAAGCUAAACAUAAGAAGAACGCAAGGUUUUGAUAUAAAAAAAAAAAUUAUUGUGUCCAUGCAUAUGGUUAUGUAAAGGCCAAAGAUCCACACUAGUGCAUAAGCUUCUUAUGCUCUAACUUAUGCUUAUGCUUGUAUCACUAGUGAGGACCAUGCUAUGUUUAUGCUUAUGUUCAAGAUAUGCUGUUCCUUUACCCCUUUAUAUCUUUAGUCCUUGUUUUUAAUUGCAUGCUAACGUAAGAGGUUUCAUUGUCAACAGGUGAAUGCAUUUUACUGAAGAUCUACCAGGGCUUGCUGUUUAGACCAGAAGAUGUUUCUGUCCAUGAUUAUCAACAAGUUCAUUUACAGGUACCAAAUAAAUAAAAUGAGACACAACAAUCAUGAUAUCAUUUUGUAAAACAAUACUUGGUACAUUUAAUCCAGCUCUGUUUUGUUUAUGAAGCCCCUACGGUAGUGGUUCAAAUUUUUCUGUUGCAUUUAUUUCAUUCCUCAGAUUGUUAGCUUUGUAAAUAACCUCCUUUCAAACAAUGAUGCAUCAAUUUUGUUUUUUCAUCCGGAGAGUGAAUGCCACUGCAAUAUUGAGGUGAGAAUCUACCUAAUGGUAAAUCUUAAAUUUCAGCCUGCCCUUUGGAUGAGCAUUGUCAGUCUUAGUUAAUGAUAUAGAAUAACAUAGCUGAACCCUUCCCUGUCCUGUUUGGCAAGUGGGCAUAAAAAGUUACUCGUCCACCAAGAAAAUCUAUUUGUCCCAAACAACCAGACAGGAGUUUUUAAGAGAUCAGCCCUUGCCCCGGUUCGGGUAUUCAUCUCCGUGGGCUGUGAAAUUAAGCUUUAGGGCCUUGCCUUUGUCUUUUAGUUUUUCCUUGUCAUUAACAUAGAGGAGAAUAUAAGGGAAAAAAAGUUUCAAAAACACUUCUUUUAAAAAGGGCAGGCUACCUUUACCCUGGUAGUGGGAUCUAUGUUAUGUCGUAGGUCAGAAUUAAAUUCAGCUUAAAAAAUUUUGGAUCCUAGGUUGAUUCUCUAAACCCAAAUGUUUUGGGCUAGUAGACAAGGGAAAAAGAGAAUUACCCAAGGUUUAGUUAUUUAACUUCAAUUUAAUUUUGAUCUAUAACAUACUGUACUAAUACAUGGCUAGAAAGGAUCCAUUAUUUUUUAGGAGGGGUAUCCAGUCGAUAUUUCUUUUCUUUAAACUGCAGUCACGUUAUUUUAGCCAGUUUGAAAAGGUAAAGGUAUGCCAUGGAAAGUUAAUUCUUUCCUUGUACUUUGUAGCUGAUAAAGUGUCUCGUGUUGAUGUUGGAUAAAGUGGUCAGUUCCAUGGUUCAAGUUUCAUACGACACACUGUUAAAGGAUUUACAGAACCGGUGAGUGAGUUUCUGUAGAGAUUGAAAUGUUUAUGAGGUAACAACAACAACAUUCUCUUUAUAAUUCUAUUUUGUUCUUCAAUAGUAUAAUAAUUUGUAACAUAAAUUAAUGUACUAUGGGAAACUGCAAGAUAAAGGAAAGCAGUAUUAGUAAUAUAUUAAAAUAACAGUAAUAAUAAUAAUAAUAAUACUGUUAAUGAUAAUAUUAACAACAUACUUUAGGAUCUUCCAAAACGAUGCCAUUCACUCAUCUGUUGUUUAAUAUUGUUCCAGGCAAAGUCUGGUGUUGCUUCGGCAGAGUGUGUUCCUACUGGCAACCUUGUGUCUAAAUGAUCGUCUUUUUGUGGAGCAUCGCAUUGAAGUGGAACAUCAGUAUGUGAAUGUUAUCAGCAGUGUGACCAGGCUGUAUCAGCGAAUUACAGGACUUAUUUCAGAAGCGGAGGGUAAGUGAUUUUGGAUGUAAGGGUGGAACUGAUCUUGCUGUAGAGUAUAAAUGAUUGGGUACACGGAAUAGCAUAAUUGCUGACUCCUUGUCUAAUGUCAAAAUCCCCCUUUGGUUCACCAUUGCAUACAAGGCAAGUUGAGGUAAUAUUUUGCAGUUAACUGAAAGUCACUUGGGGAUAUAAUUCCAGGCACCCCUUNAUAAUAAUAAUAAUAAUACUGUUAAUGAUAAUAUUAACAACAUACUUUAGGAUCUUCCAAAACGAUGCCAUUCACUCAUCUGUUGUUUAAUAUUGUUCCAGGCAAAGUCUGGUGUUGCUUCGGCAGAGUGUGUUCCUACUGGCAACCUUGUGUUUAAAUGAUCGUCUUUUUGUGGAGCAUCGCAUUGAAGUGGAACAUCAGUAUGUGAAUGUUAUCAGCAGUGUGACCAGGCUGUAUCAGCGAAUUACAGGACUUAUUUCAGAAGCGGAGGGUAAGUGAUUUUGGAUGUAAGGGUGGAACUGAUCUUGCUGUAGAGUAUAAAUGAUUGGGUACACGGAAUAGCAUAAUUGCUGACUCCUUGUCUAAUGUCAAAAUCCCCCUUUGGUUCACCAUUGCAUACAAGGCAAGUUGAGGUAAUAUUUUGCAGUUAACUGAAAGUCACUUGGGGAUAUAAUUCCAGGCACCCCUUCAUUACUGUAGGACCCGAAAGGCCAUCAAUCGUCUUUGUUUCCUAAGAACUCUUAUGUUUCACUCACAGACCUCUCCCUUUCUUUGAUGAGUGGUUUAAGUACAUAUAACAUGUGUACCAUUGUAGAAUAAAAUACUCUGCCUUAAUUCAUUGUUAGCCUGCUGUGCAGCCAUUUUCUGGGGGGUUGGGGUUUGCAAGAACUAGAAUUCCCUUGGGUUGUGGUACACGGGGGAAUAAGUUACAGGAGGCAGGUAGGAGGGCAGGGCUAGGGAGACAGCCCAACCCUACUGAUUACACUUUUUACUCUCAUCAUCAUCAUCAUUAUCACUAUGAUCAUCAUACUUCCUCUGUCUUCAAAAUCAAAGAUAAGGGGCUUGCACAGGAAAUGAUUGGUAUUCUGUCUCCAAAAUAAAUAUGCCUGCGCUAUAGGCUAGCAUUUUAUCACCUCUGCAACCAUAAUUAAAUUUUGUUUUGUGUUUAGUUCUUGCUGUUCAAGACCUUGUGGAUUUUGAACACAUUGAUGGAAUUGAUUGGUCUCAAGAGUCUGAAGAUGAGAUUGAUGAAACCACUGAAGGAAUGGAUGUUGAUGAGUGA
Molecule: messenger RNA, 5989 nt
Organism: Porites evermanni
Lineage: Eukaryota; Metazoa; Cnidaria; Anthozoa; Scleractinia; Poritidae
Source: the annotation of a GenBank genome assembly